UGAACUCGGACUGGGACUCCUGCAGCGGCCGCCGCUGCUCUUUGUUGUUCUGAGUAGUUUCAGUGUCCCUCCUGGCCGAGCGAGUCGGGUCGGAGUGUACUGCCUCAGGUCUAAAUGAAAGUUGUAAAUGGUUAUCCUGAAUACCACAUGUCUAAUAAUUUUCAUUGCAACAUUAGCUGUUGUUUUUCACUGCCUCCAAAAGAUCAAAAUUGCUCCGGAAAUUGGAAACAUAUUUGAUUUAAAAGAAAUAACUAACAAAUGGACAAUAUGUCUAUUACGAAUACACCAACAAGUAAUGAUGCCUGUCUGAGCAUUGUACAUAGUUUGAUGUGCCAUAGACAAGGUGGAGAGAGUGAAACAUUUGCAAAAAGAGCAAUUGAAAGUUUGGUAAAGAAACUGAAGGAGAAAAAAGAUGAAUUGGAUUCUUUAAUAACAGCUAUAACUACAAAUGGAGCUCACCCUAGCAAAUGUGUUACUAUACAGAGAACAUUGGAUGGAAGGCUUCAGGUGGCUGGUCGGAAAGGAUUUCCUCAUGUGAUCUAUGCCCGUCUCUGGAGGUGGCCUGAUCUUCACAAAAACGAAUUAAAACAUGUUAAAUAUUGUCAGUAUGCAUUUGACUUAAAAUGUGAUAGUGUCUGUGUGAAUCCAUAUCACUAUGAACGAGUUGUAUCACCUGGAAUUGAUCUCUCAGGAUUAACACUGCAGAGUAAUGCUCCACCUAGUAUGUUGGUGAAGGAUGAAUAUGUUCAUGACUUUGAGGGACAGCCAUCAUUAUCCACUGAAGGGCAUUCAAUUCAAACCAUCCAGCAUCCACCAAGUAAUCGUGCAUCGACGGAGACCUACAGCGCCCCAGCUCUCUUAGCCCCAUCUGAGUCUAACGCUACCAGCACCACCAACUUUCCCAACAUUCCUGUGGCUUCCACAAGUCAGCCUGCCAGUAUACUGGCAGGCAGCCAUAGUGAAGGAUUGUUGCAGAUAGCUUCAGGGCCUCAGCCAGGACAGCAGCAGAAUGGAUUUACUGGUCAGCCAGCUACUUACCAUCAUAACAGCACUACCACCUGGACUGGAAGUAGAACUGCACCAUACACACCUAAUUUGCCUCACCACCAAAACGGCCACCUUCAGCACCACCCGCCUCUGCCGCCCCAUCCCGGACAUUACUGGCCACCAGUUCACAAUGAGCUUGCAUUCCAGCCUCCCAUUUCUAACCAUCCUGCUCCUGAGUAUUGGUGUUCCAUUGCUUACUUUGAAAUGGAUGUUCAAGUAGGAGAGACGUUUAAGGUUCCUUCAAGCUGUCCUGUUGUUACUGUUGAUGGUUAUGUAGACCCUUCUGGAGGAGAUCGCUUUUGCUUGGGUCAACUCUCCAAUGUCCACAGGACAGAAGCCAUUGAGAGAGCAAGGUUGCACAUAGGCAAAGGUGUGCAGUUGGAAUGUAAAGGUGAAGGUGAUGUUUGGGUCAGGUGCCUUAGUGACCACGCAGUCUUUGUACAGAGCUACUACUUAGACAGAGAAGCUGGGCGUGCACCUGGAGACGCUGUUCAUAAGAUCUACCCAAGUGCAUAUAUAAAGGUCUUUGAUUUGCGUCAGUGUCAUCGUCAGAUGCAACAACAGGCAGCUACUGCACAAGCUGCAGCAGCUGCCCAGGCAGCAGCCGUGGCAGGAAACAUCCCUGGCCCCGGAUCAGUAGGUGGAAUAGCCCCAGCUAUCAGUUUGUCAGCUGCUGCUGGAAUCGGUGUUGAUGACCUUCGUCGUUUAUGCAUACUCAGGAUGAGUUUUGUGAAAGGCUGGGGGCCUGAUUACCCAAGACAGAGCAUCAAGGAAACACCUUGCUGGAUUGAGAUUCACUUACACCGGGCCCUCCAGCUCCUAGAUGAAGUACUUCACACCAUGCCUAUUGCUGACCCACAGCCUUUAGACUGAGGUCUUUUAACUUAAUGUUGAGGCCCUUAACAUUAUCAGGAUGGUGGACUAUAAAAUGCAAUCCUGUUUAUAAUCUGAAGAUAUAUUUCAUUUUUGUUCUGCUUUAUCUUUUCAUAAGGGGUUGAAAAAUGUGUUUGCUGCCUUGCUCCUAGCAGACAGAAACUGGAUUAAAACAAUUUUUUUUUCCUAUUUAGAACUUUUCAGGCAUGGCUCAGAGCUUGAAGAUGAGGAAAAACACAUUCUUAUUAAAUCUUCACCAGUUAUGUAUGAAGGAAUCAUUCCAAUGCUGGAAAAUUUAGCCCUUUAAAAUGUUUUAGAGCCUUUUAUAUGCAGAACAUUGAUAUGUGUGUUAUUCUACAGAAUAAAUUCAAUAUUGCUGAUUUUAAAGGCAGAGAAGUUCUCAAAGUUAAUUCACCUAUAUGUUAUCUUGUGUGUGAGUUGUUAUCGUUGAGCACACUUUACUCCAAAAUAUUGUGCCGUGUGGGUGAGUUAAUUUUACCAAGAGCAGCUUUACUCUGUGUUUAAAAAAGAAGAUAGUAAUGUAUUAUAACCUUUUAUGCAAAAUGUUUUUUUCAAGUUAAACUAGUGAAGAUGAUUUCAAUUCAGAUUGUCUUGCGACUUCAAUUUUUCUUUUGCUAAGGCAAAACACUAAUCUCUGUAUAUUGAGAAUUCCUUAAAAUUACCAAAGGAAUAUCAUUUAAAAUUACAUUUGUUAUCUUUGUUGGAUAACUAUUUAUCACGAAAUCUACUUUAGCCCUGUUAAACAGUAGAUGUAUUCUAUAUUUCUAGGUACAGGGUUGGUUACUAAGAAGCCUAGAGGAGGAAUUUCUUUCCUUCAUUAACAUAGGGAAAGGUUUUGUAUUUUUAAAAACACUAAAAGCAGUGUCACUCCAUCUAAUAUCUUACCGUUCUGCAAAGGUGGCAGUGCUUAAACUAAAUAAUGAAUAUUUUGGAAACUGCUAAAUUCUGUGUUAAAUACUGUGCAGAAUAAUGGAAACAUUACCGUUCAUAAUAGGUAGUUUGGAUAUUUUUGUACUUGAUUUGAUGUGUGACUUUUUUUUCGUAUACUGUUUAAAUCAUGUAUGUUAUGACAUUGUUUAAAAUUCAGUUUUUGUAUCUUGGGGCAAGACUGCAAACUUUUUUAUACCUUUUGGUUAUUCUAAGCCCUUUGCCAUCAAUGAUCAUAUCACUUGGCAGUGACUUUGUAUAGAGAAUUUAAGUAGAAAAGUUGCAAAUGUAUUGACUGUACCACAGAUACAAUAUGUAUGCUUUUUACUUAGCUAGUAGUAUAAAUAAAACUGAAUCUCAACAUGCAAAGUUGAAUUCUAGGUUUGAUUUUUAAGUUUUUUUUCUUUUGCACUUUUGAGUCCAACCUUAGUGGCGAGACACCUUCUACUAAAUGACAGGCAACAGCCAGUACAAUUGGGCAGCUUUGGUUUUUUUCUCCCACUCUACCAGGACUUCCCUAUGGACAUUAUGUAUCAAGUGUAGGGUUGGUUAUUUUUUUUAACUUUUAUUUUACUGUAGCAAAACUAGGCCUGAUUGUCUAUAAGAUAAAUAGGUCGUCUACAGGAUAAAUAGUGUGAAAUAAAUCAAGGAUUAUCUUUCAGAUGUUUUUGCUUUCUUCAUGGAGGGCCUUUCUAAGUGUAAUAAGAUUAUUUCAGGUGUGUUACAAGUUUGAGACAUGAGAAACACUUAAUGCAUGAUAGUCAUCCUUAUAUCAACUUAAAUCAACAAAUCUUCUACUUCUUUGCUUAGGUCUUCUUAUUAAGACCAUUCUAGAAACCACUGAGUUUGCUUAUUGCUGUGAUUUAAACAUAUCUUGAUCCAAGCUACUUGUAUUGUAAAAUAACAUUUCUACCAACUCAUUUAUACUCUGGAGUACUUACAGAUACUUCU
Molecule: messenger RNA, 3819 nt
Organism: Eubalaena glacialis (North Atlantic right whale)
Lineage: Eukaryota; Metazoa; Chordata; Mammalia; Artiodactyla; Balaenidae
Gene: SMAD4
Product: SMAD family member 4
Exons: 12
Coding region: 259-1920 (553 amino acids)
Biological process (GO): regulation of transcription by RNA polymerase II; anatomical structure morphogenesis; cell differentiation
Cellular component (GO): heteromeric SMAD protein complex
Molecular function (GO): I-SMAD binding; DNA-binding transcription factor activity, RNA polymerase II-specific; RNA polymerase II cis-regulatory region sequence-specific DNA binding
Source: RefSeq, a predicted model, not a curated record